GGGGGAAGUGACGCAACUACGGGGAGCGAUAAAGGCCAAAUCUCUUGGACGUCACCGAGUGUGCAGAGAUGUCCGCCACCAGGUAUCGGCGCUUCCUGAAGCUCUGUGAGGAAUGGCCGCGGGAUGAAACGAAGAAAGCCCGAGAUUUGGGGACCUUUCUGCGGCAGCGUGUCGCAGCGGCAUUUCGUGAGGGUGAAAACACACAGAUUGCUGAUGUGGAGAAGUGUGACCAGAUGUAUGAAAGCUUGGCUCGAAUUAAUGGAAAUGUUUACAGGCAACGGUUUCCUCGUGUGAGAGACACAAGCUUCACUGGUGUUACUGUUGAAGAGUGCAGACUGCUGUUGUCAGGUAGUUUGCAACAAAUGGAUGAUGAGAAGAAGGGGUUGUGGAAAACUUUGACUGAGAGGUUUUCUUCUAAGUCAGCCGAAGAAGGCCCAGAGAAGACGCAAGAAAAAUAAUUUUGCUGGUCUUUUUUAGUGUGUGUGUAUAUAUAGAAAUAAAUAGUUUUUGUUAAAUUAUUUCACCCUCAACUCUGAUUAUUCUACUACCAUUAGGUGUCACAAGAGAGGUAAGGGACACCUGAAAGUUGCUGUAAGCCUUGGUCUAAAACAUAACUCUUAUUUGUCAUUCAAAUGAAUGAAGACAUUAGUGACUAAUUUAAUAGUUGACUUGUCGAUGCAGAGGACAGUUGCUACUGAAUUGGAGCUACACAGGAUGUUUUUUUUUAAUAAAAAGGUCACCACAUGGAUUUGAAAAGGCCAUAU
Synchiropus splendidus (mandarinfish) is the source of this 764-nucleotide messenger RNA. RefSeq names its product ubiquinol-cytochrome-c reductase complex assembly factor 2. Gene Ontology annotation, biological process: mitochondrial respiratory chain complex III assembly. The transcript is spliced from 4 exons. NCBI's taxonomy places the organism in Eukaryota, Metazoa, Chordata, Actinopteri, Syngnathiformes, Callionymidae. The coding region runs from base 69 to 458 and encodes 129 amino acids. Gene Ontology annotation, cellular component: mitochondrial matrix. The record is from RefSeq and is a predicted model, not a curated record.